UCUUGAAUACGAUCGAAUAGCAUGUCAGGCAAUAAAGGGGAAAACUGGUAUUGCUGAAUUAAGAAUUUUCCCCCCAUUUUAACUGCUGAAUCACGUCGUCGAGCACUGCUUUUCGAGAGUUGAUUUGCUAAAAGAAGAUUUCAUGCAGACAUUAUGUCUCAAAGACUGAAACAAACAUGUAUCCAUAGUAUCUCGAAAAUCUUCCGUAGCAACGUUUAUCUUUUACUGUCUUAGUUGAACAUCAUUGCAAAAUAACUUCACUGCUCAACGUCGGUAACUCAACUUCCAUUCCUAUGGCGCACGUCAGCCUUGUGUGGACGCUCCCGCCAAUCUUCCACUUGGCGUCGUUGGCGGCCGGAUUAUGUGUCAUUAUGGUGUUCUGCCUUAUGAACGCAUAUCGACCAUCGUUAGCGGAUCGAAUAUCAUUGAGAUUGGUAUUUGCAGCCAAUAUUUCUGGGGUAAUUUUGUCUGUCUGGCAAACAGUAGUAGUCUUCCUCUCCAGCUCUCAUAGAACAGCAUGCCUUGCUGCUGAGUUCUUUUUGACUAUGAGCGAUACGGCUGCCUCACUUUUUCUCAUGUUUGUCGGCUUCAACCUUAUGCUUCUCGUGGUGUUCCGCAUUCCAGCUUCACGACCGAUUGAAUAUAGCUACUACAUUUUCAGCUGCCUCGUCGGACUUAUAAAUGGUCUCGUUAUCGUCUUACGCACAACACGGAGCUUACCUGAAUCAGAUACCCCAAACUGCUGCAUUUUUGUCAUAGUAAUCAGUUCUAUUGUUUUUACAAGUACCAUUAUUGUAUUAUACUCGAAGAAAGGAUGGGUCCACCAAGGCUGCGAUCUACGUCGUCCUAAUAAUUCGUGGAAGCCAAAUCAGCGACCGACACAGGGCUCGCCGAGUGGAAGUUCGAAUGAUCAAGUAAUACUGUUUAAAAAAGUCGUUUUCAGAUGCCUUCUAUAUCCAGCAGUCCUUAUUUUUAUCAACCUCUGGGGAUUUAUUUACUUCAUGGUGGCCGUGGUACAGAAAAACUUGAAUUUUGUCUUGCUUCUUCUGGAUCAAUGUAUUAUUGGAAGUGCAGGCUUAUUCGUCGCCAUAAUUUUCUUUUCUGACCCAGCCGUCAAAAAAUCGACAAGCGAUUGCUUGGAAUGGAUUCAUGCACAUUACGUAGAUGAAUACACCGAAAAUUCGAUACCAACUGCAGGUCAGAGACGCAAAUCGAUGAGAAUCAUAAAUGUGAGGACCCGUCUAUCCACGCAAACAUCUGCAGAUUCAAUAGCCGUAGACCGACUGGUUCCAUAUCCUCAUCCAAGGCUAGCUAAAUAUCUGAACUGGAUAUUAACAAAAGUCUUCAGGUGGAAGGAAAGACCGCGGAUAUGCCGGAGUGUUAGUCAUCUUAGCCAUAUGAAGGGGACUUCUCUUGAAAAGGUGCGGACAGGGUCAACGUUUUACCUUCCAUCCGUUGACGGGUCACUAGAAGAUAUCCAUCAAAUGGACAUGAACGGUAUCUCAACAACUGACAUGUCAAUACCAGACAUUGUAGUGACCGGCGAUAAGGGACUAACCGUUCCCCCCGUCAGUGAAGCUGCCUCAGUGACAACCAGCGACAAAUCAAGUGGUCUAAGCCAUGAAAAUUUAAGGGAACAGUUAGACAAGUAUUCCAUCAGCGAAAGUGAUGAAGCGACAGAUGAUGAAGUGCCACAUUUUCCAGAUCAUGUCCUGAACGGAAUACGUCCCAGUCCAGCUGCAGCACACCAUGCAGCUCGUCCACCCGAUCCGUACGACGAUAGCGAGGAAGAUUGCCAUACGAUAGACAGUAAAGGAUUAGACCUGGAGGCUGUGGGAAUGGAUGAUAGACCACAUUACUAAGAUCAUUUGGAGAUCAAUGUCGCUAGUUGUUCUGAAAUGUACUCUGUGUUUAUACUCGUGCCCGAAAUCAGAGCAUGUAGGCAUAAAUUAAUGCAUUCGUUAAUGAUAUUACACAUUUUUUCAAAAACAGUAAUUGUAGCUCAAAAUGAUUUUAUA
Molecule: messenger RNA, 2018 nt
Organism: Umbelopsis ramanniana AG
Lineage: Eukaryota; Fungi; Mucoromycota; Umbelopsidomycetes; Umbelopsidales; Umbelopsidaceae
Exons: 6
Coding region: 294-1862 (522 amino acids)
Biological process (GO): adenylate cyclase-activating G protein-coupled receptor signaling pathway
Cellular component (GO): plasma membrane
Molecular function (GO): G protein-coupled receptor activity
Source: RefSeq, a predicted model, not a curated record